Jatropha curcas is the source of this 777-nucleotide messenger RNA. RefSeq lists its product as uncharacterized. NCBI's taxonomy places the organism in Eukaryota, Viridiplantae, Streptophyta, Magnoliopsida, Malpighiales, Euphorbiaceae. The record is from RefSeq and is a predicted model, not a curated record.
GGAGCAUAUCUAAUUGUACUUAAAUAUCCAAACAUGUAUAUAUAUGUAGAUAAUAACUCUAAAAAUUGUAGCGUCUCCACAACCCUAAUGAUCAUUCACACAAAUAGAUGGGUAUUUGCUGUUCUUAUCGGAAAAACACGGCGGCGACGGCAAAACUAAUUCUUGAAGAUGGCAGAUUGAAAGAAUUCUCACAUCCAAUCAGGGUUUCACAGAUAUUACAAGGAAACCCCACUUCCUUUAUAUGCAACUCGGACGAUUUGAGCUUUGAUGACCAGGUUUCCGCCAUUGGUGAUGAGGUAAAUCUUGAAUUAGGUGAAAUUUACUUUGAGUUGCCAAUUAGCUGGUUGGACAGUCCUAUUAAGGCCGAAGACAUGGCUGCCUUGGCUGUCAAGGCAAGUUUGGCUAUGAAAAUUGGUAAUAGAAGAGUUUGGUACUGUCGUUGGUUUCGGCUUAGGAGUUCGAAUCUGGUCGAGUUGAAUGAAAAGAAAGCUUUUGAUACUGAACUAUUAGUGACAAUUGGCGGCAGCGAUAGUGGUGGUUUUGGGAGAGGAGCUGCGGCGAGGAGAAGCAAGGGAAGCAAAGAAAGGAAAUCUAGUAGUGAUUUGAGUAUUAUUUUAGAAGAGGAAAUGAUUAACUAAUUGGAGGUGAUGCCAUUGCUAAAGAUUGUUGAGUUUGAUUUAUCAGAUCAUUUUGUUGUUCAUGUGGAAUAUAAAUUUUAUCUCAAUAAUGUUGAAAUCGUCUCCAGAAGUGAUUCAAUAAUAUUAGAAUUAUCUGAAA